UUGGCAACAACAUCGCUGUAGACUAGUAAACAUGGCGCCUCCCUUGGAAUGUCAUCCUUCGGGAGGUGGCUACUAUACAAACUUUCUUAAAAUCUUAUUGUUAUCUUCACUCUUAUCUGCUGCACACGGCUACUACCAGAGGCCUUAUGACAGGUGCUCGAUACCUGAGACAGUACAGGGAGAGUGGUACUCCAAGGAGCGCGGCGACGACACCUAUACGACCAUCGAUAACAACCGCAUGUCGAACCGGGGCGACUGCCUUCACCUCGUCAACCGAAAUAACGACAACUUUACCUUCAUAUUUGAAUACAGUGCCUGUUACUACUGCGUUCGCAUAUUUGUACGGACCCUGAAUGUCCUGGAAAAGAUAGAAACUGGCUGCGUCAACCUCAAUGAAGGUGAAACACCUGACAUCAAGACUGUAUGCCGCUCUCUUGAUGUCAAGCAGGAGAGGAUCACCCUUUUCUCAACCAACCCAACGGCAAAGAACUGCCGUUCAAGCCUGGAAGGCGUGUGGAAGUUUGCAUACCAAAACACGUACAAAUUCACGGGCGAGUGUAAGCAUCCAGACGCCAACAUAACAGCCUGUCAGAUGCCGGGAACCCAGUUCUAUGUCGUCAACCAGCAGUUCACCAUCAACUACAAGCAGUGCGAGGGCAUGCAGGAGACCGAGGAGGGAGAGGUUCAGUACAAGUGCCUCGGUGACUGGUACAUUGGCAAGAACCACUACUUCGCUGUCAUGAACACUCGCGAGAGUCGUAUCGACGCAAAGUAUCGCUGCUUUUUGGCAAACAGAGAUGAUGACAUCUUCCUGGGUGUCUCUAUCGAACCUGAGUGUUCGUCCCUCAAAACACCUCAGGAGUCACCUGAGCGCUACCGCAUGGAACAAGUGAAAACCGAGAUUGUGCAGCCCAGCUGCACGCUGCCCGACAACUUCACCGGGGUGUGGCUCAACACGGCCAACUUUGAUGCACAGGUCGUCAUUAACAAAACGCACAUAGUCGAAACCUGGAUGCCAGAUACCCGACUCAGGGAGCAGAUCUAUGUGUGUGUUGAAGCACGUGAGAACAGAUACCUCAUGGCUCGUCAUGGCAUUCAUGGCUGCCAAAGAGACUUUGUUUGCUUCAACUUUGUGCCGCGGCAUCACAGUGUCAUCCGUUACAGAAAAGGCAAGGAGAUGAUCACAGAUGAGUUCUCAACUGUCUGCUCAUGGACCAUGUUCCCUGACAAACAGCAGUGGCGCUAUGACAUCCUUAUCUCGAGAGAGCCCGUCUCCAUCAAGUGCCCGGUGGCAGGAAAGUUCCGGUUCGACCAGACAGGCGACAUACCUUUCGAGACGCGAAUCCGUGGAGGUGUCACCCAGAUUCCGCGACCCAACGUAUACUGCAAGGAGAACAUCUCUGACUUCUCUGUGUGCGACAAGGAUCAGAAGAUCAUCCUCAUCGAUGCCAACUACUGCAUUUCUGUUGACUACUAUGGCCGGCCUGUGGACAUCUACAGUGAACCUGACUACGAGCUCAAGUGCAUUGCCUUCUGGAAAGAAAACUUACGAUCAUAUCUCAUCACCUACAACGAGGAGGAUGCUUACAGCAAAUAUCGGUGCUGGGUGUACCAACGAGCGGACCUAAACCGUGUGCUCAUGUCCCAGUCGGUGGGGGCAUUUUGCACUGUCCUGCAAGAUGUCACGUCCAACAACUACACUGAAGGCGCUGAAGUUGCCCUGGACAUGGUCGAAUAUGAACGCGAACAUGAUGACUGUCCGAUGUACUUUGAUGACGGAUCCAAUCCGUAUCAGCAGAUUGCCGAGCAGGCGGCAAUUUUGAUGGGCUCGGCAACUAGCCUCACCUGCCACAUAUCACUUGUACACCUCAUGCUUCUGGUAUGUUUGCGCUCCUUGCUGUGACUGCAAAGCAGUUGAUCGGGCAAGGAUUGUAUGCUGUGGAUCUGAAGAGGCUCAAGACUUAAGACUGUAAGAUGUGUCCGUGUCGUGCAUGCAGUACGUCUUCUGUCCCGUGCACAUGCAAAGUGCCCAAAACUCUUGCGGCUGGCGUGUAGGAGGUAGUCUGUUUGUACCUGCGUUGAGAGGAGGUAGAAAUUUAGUUUGAGCGGAGCUAACCACCUGGGAUAGUUUGAAAUGUUUGAUCUCUGCACAGUGCCAGGGCAUGCACACGGUCUCGGUGCUGCGAUGCCGGCUGGUUUCUUUCACCUGGCGCUGUUUAGGUGCACAGCAUCCUGGAGCCUUAAAGCUAGCCGAAAUGUGAUUUAACUGGUGUUCUCAGGACAUAACUAUGAUGUGUCUAUAGUUGGUGACAACCUAAAAAUGCAGUGGUAAAUACAUCGGUGUCCAACGCGAGGAGAAUUUGUAUAAAUGUUUCGGACAUUUUGGUUCACUUAUCGUCAUGACGCCACGGUGGAGCUGAACAUUUUUAACAUUGGUGUCUCUUGGCAACUACCAUGUUUACUCACAUAAGUUCUGCACUUUUUACAGAUUUUUCACAGGCUGCAGGCCUUACACGAGGCAGGCCAUUUGCCAGUACACUGAAGCCUGGAACUGUGCUCUAACAGCUAUGCAGAAUAAUGCAACCACUAUCAGCCAGCUAUGAUCAGUUUUAUUCAGUCAUUCUCAUCAUUUCCGCUGUCCUCGUGGUUUGACAAGCUAGCCUCAUCGGUGCUCUCCCAAAGCUGGUCGUUCUCCAUGCCGUCCAUUACUAGUUGAGAUUACCAUCCCUACCAAACUCUGGACGGCAGUCUUGAAUUAAAGCACACACUUCUUGCAACAGUGCCCUUUUAGUUGCAUCUAAGCCUACCAAACAGCGGGCCCCAGCAGAUCCGAUACCGUUGAUACUGUACCGGUUGAGGCAGGUGUACGGUGACGAUGACAAUGCCAUCAUCGCCAGGACAGUAAGUAGUGCCACCUAGUAGUGGCUUGCAGAAAUCAGCCAGCACAUGGGCGUCGCCUUGUCAUGCAAAUGGGUAGUACAGUGCAGUCCACUUAUAACAAUAUCAAGAAGAACGAAAAAUCCGAUCGUUAUAACCGAUCAUCGCUAUAUCUGGACUGCCGUUAAAAAUAAAGCGAAUAUAUUUUUGAAGUCCCGAAACCAAAUUUGCCACUUGCGGUAAAAAUUGACGUUGUAGAAAGUAGGCUGGGAAAAACAAAACGUUUAUUUAUACCUCUAAAUAGCGUCUCAAUCGUUAGGUGCGCUGAAAUAGAAAUCUGCGCUUGCUUUCGCAGAAGUUUCGGAUUCACAACUGCCGUGUGCAUCGUGUCCAGCUGCUGCGCGAACACUGACGGCUAUAAUUUAGCGUGCGUCAAAUCAAUGAGCGACUCGAUCGACGACAUUGCACUUUGGUUAAACAUCGGGAUCGGUGUCAAUGAAGGGCCAUUGUCAAUCUCGUCGUCACUGCCGCUGCUGUCGUCGCCUCUGUCACACAACGCUGCCGUCUGUCGGGACAACGACCGCCCCGGCGGAGAUCUCUUCGCAGAACGAGGCAGCACUACCUGCACUUAGAAACUCCUCCAUAAAAGCACCACCUAUUUCAUCGUCAGUAGCUACGUGCUCCCACAGUUCGGUAAUGUCAGCGGCUUCCACCGUGUUAGUUUCACCCAUGAGGGUUUCGUCCUGGCGCACAAAGCCUGCUUUUUCCGUUGAUCGGCAUGGCCACUGCUUCUAUCCUUUAUGAUCGUGGCGCUCCCGGUUUUCCUAAUUGUCGAUAUCAUCGACUGCGCGAGCUCGUACUUCUUCGAGUCUUGCUAAAUUUGCAGCUUCGUCUCGAGAGACACGGCUUCGCGCUUUGUCAGCGCACCUGCCGCUCCUUCCGCGGCAAAUUUCCGCGCUCGCUGAGAGCGGGAGAUUGUAAAGGCAGCGAAGGCCGCGCAGGCGCCGCUCACUUAUCACUUUCUUCCCCCUGUCCUCUCCUCUGAACGCUCGCGCGCCGCCGCCGACGUGGACGCGAAGCAGCUGGCGCCAUCUUGUGCACGCUGCACCAACUUGCGAAGCUCUCCAAGAAGCGAACACGCGCGCUAGUCGAGCCCGGUCGUGGCUCUCCGUGGCUUCCGUUCCCAACUGGCGCGCGGGCGGGAUGCGCUGUGCAGUAAUGGCGGCAAAUAUGAACUCGUGUAGGCAAACUUUCGCCCCGUCCUAGGAAUGGGCAACUUAGGAACGUAAAUUUUGCGAUUAUUCUGCAUGAAAAACGCUGCCCAGAAGCAAGAUUUCGAUCAUUAUAUCCGAUAUACAGUGAAUAAUAUAUUGCUAUAUAUUGGUUUUUUUCUCAUAGCCCUAAUACAUAAGUUCGUACUCUUAGGUCGACUCAUCGUUAUAACCAAUAUAUCGUUAUAUGUGGUAUCGUUAUACGUGGACUGCACUGUAGUAGCAGUAGUAGUAACAGCAUAUUUAUUUUUUGCUUGCAUACAUACACUAGAAAAGGGACAGAAGUAAAAGGCGCUUUAUGCGCCUGACAAAGGCUUCUGUGCCUCUCGUUUGCAACAGAUGCACGUCUUACUGAAAACACAUUUGACGUAUCAUAAAACAACAUGAGCGAUAACAAAGUGAUAUUUCUCACUUACAAAAGCUGCUAAUAACACACUUCUUAUACGGUAGUAAUAUAGUAAUAGGUAUGUGUGUGACACUUCGUCAAGCGUUUUUUUUUUUUUUUUCCACAUUUUUGCGCUCCAGUGUGGGGCUACGGGCCUUACACCAGGGCAUGCCUUACAUGAGUAAAUACAGUAUGUUUUCGAGCACGAAGGCACAGAAACCAGGUGCAGUGCAAUUCUGGAGGCAGUGCUUGUAUUGAAUUCUCAGGUUGUCACCGAGCAUGGGGAGGCUUUCUCUCUGUUCUUUCUCUGUUUGUUUCUCUCUGUUCUCGCGCAUUAAUGUUCAAAGAGAGGAAGAACCAAACGAAGGACUUCCAACCACAUUUGCCAUCGAACCCACAACCAUGUAGCAGGUCUUUGGUGCUUAUUACAGGCCUUCAAGUAUAGUUGAAAUUCAAUGUGCAAUCAUUCACGAUAUGGUCGUUCAUUUCCUAGGUUCGGAUGUGUGACGCAGAGCAUGAAACAUUGGUCAUUCAAAUUGUUCGGUCACUUACUGUGGCAGCUCAAUGACUACGGCUGCUUCCACUGAGCACAAGGUCGUAAGCUUCUUAUGUAUUCAUGGGCAACUGCAUUUUGUUGGGAGGGAAUGUAAAGGCAUUUCUACACCUAGUGAGCACUAUCGAAUCUCAUGCUGAUAUAAUUUUGACUGCUGGUGUCUAUGUACUAGCCCAAGUGCUGCUUUGUUGUGUAAACACAUAUAAAUCAAUCAGUCAAGCUUUUCGUCAAAAUAUCGUCAAUCAAAUCAUUCAGUCCACUGAAACUACGAGUACGAGUAGCCUAUACCAUGGUGGCAGUGGGGUGAAACAGGCGGGACCAGUAAGCUUGGCCUAUAUAUAUAUUUUUUUUGCCAUCUCUGCGAGAGCAGUUAUCUUCAUAGUGACAUGAGUUAGGAUGUGAGCACUUUCAGCUGUACUACAAUAUGUCAGUUAUAGUUGUAGACCAGGGCAAGAGGUUUUAGUCGACAAUCUGUUGUAGUAUUUCCAUACAGAGGGCCUUGGACUGAACUGGCUUGGGUGUCAGGAUUACUAACAACUCAUUUCAGGUUGGCCAACGCUAAAACAAACGUGCAGCAUGUUGAUACUGUGUCAAGUGGCAGCAAAGCUCUCCAUUGGGCACAGUUUAAUUGUAAUAGGGGGGGCUAACAGGGGCUUGUUUUUCGCUAUGCAAGGUUUGUCAGAACAAGUGUUAGUGUUACGUCUACUGACAAUACAUUCCAAGUUGCUUAACAAGGCAGCAGUAGGAACUGAAAUGCUUGUGGCUUUUUACACCACUGGCCAUGGCUUUUAUCAUGUGGCUAGACGUUACAGUGCAGCUGUUUUUGAGGUAUGUUUUAUAUAAUUUCUUUUUUCCUUUUCUUUUUGUAAUCUUGCAUGAAGCGACACAUGACACUUGUUUUACUGAACUAUGUAAUAGCCAUUUGAUGUGUUGCAGCAGAAAAUUAUUAUGGCCCUGGUGAUAAUAGCCAUUACAGAAACAGCAAGUAUCAAAAGAGCAUGCCAACAAAAUCAAGCUGCUUAUGGGGUUGUCUUUAUUUACCGUUGUCAGUAGCAUUUCGGCUUGAGACAUCAAGUGUAGCGCAAAAAGAUGCAGUACCACAAAGGGAGGUGACGAGCGCACAGCACUAGACUUCCUAUCAUUCUCUACCUUGCUGAAAACACGCAAGGCACGGAAUAAGCGGAAUAAUUGUGCAGAGUCACAUUUUAUUUCACUUUCAAGGUAACAAGCUGUAUCUUUACGUUGACAUGCAGACUUCUUUUUCUAGCUAGGCGGGCGAAAGGCGAAAGAUAGCUGGGCCUACUCUUUGAAUACAGAAAGCUUCCUCUACCUCUCUGGCAUCAUCCCAGCAAAGCCAUUGGAGAGCAGCCAAAUUCAUUUUGUCCUGUGUUCAUCUCACUCUGAUCCUGAUCAUUCGCACUCUGCUAGUUGCGUUGUCUCCUAGAGUGAGCAUCAGCUAGCCCAACUAUCUGCUCUAACUGCAAAACUGCAGGGCUUUAUGUCCAGGCAUGAAGCCGUGCCUAAUGUUUCAUCAGCAGUACAUUAUAGGCUGAUGCUGCAUCAGGCAUGCAACUAGUGGCAGAAAGUAUUUAUAGGUAUCAUUCUGUCCACCUAUAUUAUACUUCUUUCUGAUGUGAUGGUAUAUUACAUUCAAAUUCUUCUUUUAAGGUUUAGAUGACUACUUUUACUGGUUCUGAAUGCAGUUAAAUCUCGAUAUAACAAACUUGAAUAUAACAAAAUUAUCAAUAUAACCAAGUAUUUAACUUUUUUUAACCUCUUGUCCAUAGAGCGACACUAUCUGUCGUGGCAGCGGAGUUGACACGGAAGCUUUGCAGGAUUCGCUUCGUACUGCCGAUGUAACUAUAUCGUCGACACGGCAUGAAAACAUAUUUUCGGUCACUGGCUCUCAAGUUAACAAAAUAACUUUUUUUCGCAUUGAAAUUCAUUUUUUUCUAUUGCUCAAUAAUUUCAAAAAUAUUACGGCCCCUUCUGUGCAGGAAAAAUGUGUCGGCGACUGUACUUGUUGCAUAAAAGAUUUAAUUUCAGUUUAACGCAAUUUCAAUAUAACAACGUAAAUUGCCAAUUAUACUGACUUUGUUAUAUCGAGAUUUAACUGUAGUACUGGAUACAGCAUUCUCUUAUCAUUGGGACCAUGAACAUGGCUGUCAGGUUAUUAAUAUGAACUUUGUAAUAGUACCUUCAUGUGUGACUGCAGUAUUGUUGAUUGUGACAUAUUGGUUGGCAUUAAAACUGCUAACUCUGCUCGGCUGUUGAGAUCAUAAUAAUAAUAAUUGUUUACAUGUGUUCUCUUUGUUUACAUUUUUCUUUUUUGUUACCACAUUGCAUUUCUCCACCUUCUGCUAGAGCUUAAAUAUGAUAGAGGUUACUUUUAAUGCAUUUGUGUAUUUACACAUUUGUACAGUAUGUUUGUCUUGUGUACGAUAUGUUUGGUUCACCAUGUGUGAUGGAAUUGUUUUAUCAAAACCCAUGAUCAGUCCAUCUUUUUGUGGAAUCUCAUAUUUACUUUGGUGCGCAUGUUAGCGAGUUGUUGAAGGCAGCGUUAUUGUGUACACUGUAUGAUACAGAAGCCUUGGCAGUGUUAUGAAAGAUAUGUCACAUUUGAACUGCCUGUGGCUCUUGAGGUGAAAGUUUUGUAAUGUUCACUUGACAUGAGCUGUUUCCACAAAGAUUCUCUGAAGUUUCUGAAGACAGAGUGCCAAAGAGGCAGUCUUUUUUAACAACACUGUGUUCAGGACAGUGAACGUCAAAUAGCAUGUGAUGGUCGCUAAUAAAGUAUAAUUAAUUUUGUGAAAUUAACUGAAGAACCAUUCAUUUACCCUUGGGCACAUAUUGCAGUUGUUGAAUCAGUGAGAGCCAACGCUCAAAGCACAUUCAUUUACAAGAAAUCACAGCACUAGCAACAGUGUAAAAAUAUCCGUCCACGGAAUGUGCAGCGAUGCUUCGGUGUUCCUCCUAUUUAUAUGUUAUAACUAUGAAAUCUGUUAAUUCGUCAGUUGCAAUGUGUGCCUUGAAGUUAAUAAUUACACAGUUAAUUAGGGAAUAUCUAGUUUAACGUUUGGUAAUGAGGUUAUUGGCUGUUGACUGAUGAUCUAUUCUGAUUGCUGUAGUUGUCAUUAUUUAGUGCAAACAUUAACAAAAUACUAUUUGAAGACUGGCUAGCAACUGUCUCUGGGAAGUGUACAAUGUAUGUCUGUCUGAAUGGGAAGAGUGCAGAGAAGGUAUAGCAGUGAAGAAAUGGGAACAUGAAAAUAGGAAGCUGGAAGUGAGGUGGAAAUAUGAGAGGGUAGUGGCGAAGCGGAAUAUCACUCUAUUCAAUGAAGUACACUCGUGAGCAAAGGUAAUGGGCCUUUCCCCCCUUUAUCUGGUUUCAAUUUUUGCAUCAGCUAGCAAAGGUGUCAUUGUUUCAGGCACAUGACUAUGCCCUAAACAAGAAUUAAUGGUAAUUUUUUAUUAAGUGAUCCUCUAGUGUGAUUUGAAAAAUACAGUGGGGUCUGUAACGUAAGCAUACGACAGUACAUAUACAGUUCACACAGGAGUGUGACGUUAGAAAAAGAAGCGUAGGAGUACAGUUAUUCAGUCUCUGGAACAAUAGAAACGACGAGAGAAGUCGUUUUUAUUGAGAGAGAAGCAGCAGUCUUAGAAAGUCAUAAAAAACCUUUAAAAAAGAUGAAUAAAACCAUGCACUGCCUCAUAUGAUGCAAAACAGAAAAGGUCUUGCGUAUUGAUCACUACUGCAAUGUCGUAAGAAAUUUUUGGCAUUCUUUGUGGAAACAACUCUUGCAUGUGGCAGUGUGUUGUGAUGCUAGACCACUUCGAGCAAUAUUCAGUAUAUAGUAGCAUGUGAGGCUGGAGCAAGGCUCGGCUGUGGCUAUCCACCACGGUACAUUCAAGUACCACAUGGCCUUGUGCAUGACAUUCCAUUACAUCCGUCCAUUUUUAACAUGUUUGCAUCCCAGUGAUCCAGUCACAUUCCUUGCUCUAGCAGUGUAUUGUAUUGCUGUUUGUACAUGUUCUAACACUGCUGUCCUGGUGUUUUUACCGUCUUUACAUGAAAUGCUGUUUGCCAUGCAGUUAAAUAAACUUUUAUUUUUAUCUGAACAGA
Messenger RNA from Dermacentor silvarum, 9209 nucleotides. RefSeq lists its product as uncharacterized. The record is from RefSeq and is a predicted model, not a curated record. NCBI's taxonomy places the organism in Eukaryota, Metazoa, Arthropoda, Arachnida, Ixodida, Ixodidae.